AUGGCUUCUCUUCAACCUUCAUGGCUCUCUUCUCCCAAUCUCUUUCCCUCCUCAAAACCCGACCAUCCUUCAAAGCCAUUCAAGCUCUUCUUCUCUCUCAACUCACCCAAUGAGUCCGACGCAAAGGAGCUGCCUCCUGCUGUUAAGGCUGCGAUGGAGAAAGCCAAAGAGUACAAGCAGAAGAAGCAAGGGACCAAGACCAACACAGGUUCAGGACGGUUUCGAGCAUGGAUUUCGUGGGACUUGGGUUUGCGGAUAAGAAGGAGGGGAGGUCACUGCCAGCUGGGUUGGUUCCAAUUGCAGACGAUUUUUCGCAAGGGGACUUGCCUGAGGUUGAGAUUAUUGUUGGGGACUCUAGUAAGUUCGGAGCAAGGACAAGAGAGAUUGAGCAACAGGCGAAAGGAGACGGAGACCCGGAUCUUUACAAGCCCAGGGUGUCUUCACGGGGACAUUUCGAAAACGUUUGGUGGUGGGCGAGUUAUACGCCCUGGGGAAGUGCUUGAAACAGAGGAAGAAAAAGCAGCUAAGGAAGCACGAACAAGACAAUUAGUUGCUGCUUACAAGAGUAAAAUGGGUUUGAAUAUUGAUCCGAAGCUCAGAUUGGACUGUGAGAAGGCGUUACACGAUGGUGACUCAUUGAUGAACAUUGGAAAGCUGAAGGAAGCAAUAACCUACGAUGAGAAAGUUAUGGACAAGUUACCAUUUAAGAGUCAUCUCCAUGGGCUUGCUGCUUUACAGUGGUCUAUUUGUCAAGACUCCCUGAGCAGGACAAAAGAAGCUCAAAUUAUGUAUGAAAGGCUUCAAUCCCACCCAACUGCUAGAGUAAGCAAGAAAGCAAGGCAAUUUAUGUUCAGCUUUCAGGCAAUGGAAAUGAUGAAGGUUACAAGGAGCUCACCUUGGAGGAACACUGACUACCAGAAUUUUUUUGAAGCUUUUAUUGACUACAAAUCUGACUACCCGCUGGAAGAUGGUGAAGUCGAAGUAGGUACUUUGAGUCAGAUUCUCCCUUAUAUGUUUUUCCUUGUUUCUCCGAUUUUAUUUGUGUUACUCAUUGCCAUACAAAAGAGAAUAUAAUUAGCUACUAGUAGAACAAUAUUGCCAAUUAUACCAUUCUUAUUGUGUGUGUGUAUAUAUAUAUAUAUAUAUAUAUAUAUAUAUCCGAGACAUUACUUCAGAAUUAGAAU
This is a messenger RNA of Argentina anserina (silverweed cinquefoil), 1184 nucleotides long. RefSeq lists its product as uncharacterized. The record is from RefSeq and is a predicted model, not a curated record. NCBI's taxonomy places the organism in Eukaryota, Viridiplantae, Streptophyta, Magnoliopsida, Rosales, Rosaceae. The transcript is spliced from 7 exons. Bases 1 to 1074 code for a protein of 357 amino acids.